This is a messenger RNA of Rhagoletis pomonella (apple maggot), 924 nucleotides long. Its product is annotated as cytosolic Fe-S cluster assembly factor NUBP2 homolog. Bases 130 to 906 code for a protein of 258 amino acids. Gene Ontology annotation, cellular component: cytosol. NCBI's taxonomy places the organism in Eukaryota, Metazoa, Arthropoda, Insecta, Diptera, Tephritidae. The record is from RefSeq and is a predicted model, not a curated record. Gene Ontology annotation, molecular function: 4 iron, 4 sulfur cluster binding; ATP-dependent FeS chaperone activity; ATP binding. Gene Ontology annotation, biological process: iron-sulfur cluster assembly. The transcript has 3 exons.
AUUCGCUACAGCUGAUUCUGCACUUUUGGACUUUUUUACAGCGCAUUGUUCAAUUCUGAUAAUUUUUGUGGCAAAAUUCGCUUCUUUUUUUGCGGGCAUAAUUUUAAAAUAUUUUCUGCAAUUUCUGAAAUGUUGGACAAAGUGAAGCAUGUAAUAUUAGUUUUGUCUGGGAAAGGCGGUGUUGGUAAAUCUACAGUUAGCACGCAAUUGGCACUAGCACUACGGGAAAGCGGAUUUAAGGUGGGUCUAUUGGACAUUGAUUUAUGCGGCCCGAGUGUGCCUUAUUUGCUUGGUUUGGAAAAUAGCGAUGUUUACCAAUGUGAUGAAGGUUGGGUGCCCAUAUACACAGAUGAAGAUAAAAUGCUCGCGGUUAUGUCUAUUGGAUUCCUGCUAAAGAAUCGUAACGAUCCAGUUAUUUGGCGUGGACCCAAGAAGACAAUGAUGAUACGACAAUUUUUAACUGAUGUAAAAUGGGAUGAAUUGGAUUACUUGGUGAUUGAUACACCGCCCGGUACUUCAGAUGAACACAUAACAGUGAUGGAAUGUAUGCGUGAUGUGAAAUGCGAAGGCGCUAUUAUGGUAACCACCCCACAAGGAGUUGCGUUAGAUGACGUGCGUAAGGAGCUAACAUUUUGCCGAAAAACCGGUGUAAAUGUAUUGGGUAUUGUGGAAAAUAUGAGUGGGUUUGUGUGUCCACAUUGCAGCAAUUGUACAAAUAUAUUCUCAUCCGAUGGUGGCGUCGAAUUAGCGAAAAGAGCUGGCGUACCACAUCUAGGCACAUUACCAAUUGAUCCACGCUUAAAUGUAUUAGUUGGCACAACACGUUCCGUGCUUACUGAAUUGCCAGAAUCAAAUACUGCGAGCAUAUUAAAGUCCAUAGUCAAUAAAAUAACAAAAACCGAUUAGGGUAUCGGUUGCGAUUUA